Urocitellus parryii (Arctic ground squirrel) is the source of this 852-nucleotide messenger RNA. RefSeq names its product HIG1 hypoxia inducible domain family member 1B (gene Higd1b). Gene Ontology annotation, cellular component: mitochondrion. NCBI's taxonomy places the organism in Eukaryota, Metazoa, Chordata, Mammalia, Rodentia, Sciuridae. The record is from RefSeq and is a predicted model, not a curated record. Gene Ontology annotation, biological process: mitochondrial respirasome assembly.
GUUGGGAGGAAGAGGCAGACAUUAGGAAGGACAUGGAGGAAGUGGCUGCUAGUGGCCCAAACACCUGAGACAGGAUACCCAGGAGGGACAUCUUUUCAAGAGGAGACUGUGCUUAGCAUGGACUGGGCUGAAGUCUAAGACCCCCGGCUGUUAACAACUGGGUCCAGGAUCAUGUCUGCUAACAAAGGCUGGUGGGUGCCACCUGAGGGCGAGGACAGCGUGUCUGAGAAGUUCCUAAGGAAGACCAGGGACUCUCCAUUGGUACCCAUAGGCUUGGGAGGCUGCCUGCUGGUGGCAGCAUACAGAAUUUAUCGACUGAAAGCUCGUGGUUCCACCAAGAUGUCCAUACAUCUGAUUCACACCCGAGUGGCAGCACAGGCCUGUGYUGUGGGUGCAAUCAUGCUAGGCGCUGUGUACACGAUGUACAGAGAUUACAGCAAGAGGACGGCACAGGACACUGGGGAGAAGUAGUGCUCCUGAGGGGGCUGGGUGGCCUGACCCCCUCCUCAGCCUCUGUAUGUGCCUAAUAAACCAGUACUGAGGAAAGUCAAGUGUCUUCUUCACUAGCAGAGAGCAGAGGAAGGGACCUAGAAGAAAGGCUGGAUAUCAUAGAGCUUUGGUUCCCAACUCCAGGGACAGGGAGACAUAUAAGGGGCAGUGGUCUCCUAAGGUCAAGGUAGGCAGACCUUAAAUCCCAGAAUCCCAUCAACUCCCAUACCACCUCAGGUCUGCCCAGAAGCAGCAUGGAGUGCCCACGGGAUGGAGGGGCAACGAAGGGGCCUUGAGGCUCAUGGGAACACUGAAGUAAGAGAAAGGCGUUCCUCCACAGACUGCUUUCCCUGGGGACCCAGG